UCACAGUGUGGGAAGAGCUUCAGGUUCCAGAGUGAACUCAAAAAACACCAGCGCAUCCACACUGGAGAGAAACUGUUUCAGUGCUCACAAUGUGGAAAGAGUUUUAAUAGACAGAGUCAUCUUGAACAACACCAGCGUAUUCACACAGGAGAGAAACCAUAUCAGUGCUCACAGUGUGGGAAGAGUUUUAAUACACUGGGUAAUCUUAAAAUACACCAGCACAUUCACACUGGAGAGAAACCAUAUCAGUGCUCACAGUGUGGGAAGGGUUUUACUACACGGAUUGCUCUCAAAAAUCACCAGCGCAUUCACACUGGAGAAAAACCGUAUCAGUGCUCACAGUGUGGGAAGACUUUUAAUCAACAGUGUCAUCUUAAACAACACCAGCGCAUUCACACUGGAGAGAAACCAUAUCAGUGCUCACAGUGUGGGAGGAGUUUUAAUCGUCAGAGUCUUCUCAAAAUACACCAGCGCAUUCACACUGGAGAAAAGCCGUAUCAGUGCUCACAGUGUGGGAAGAAUUUUAGUAAACAGAGUGUUCUCAAAAAUCACCAGCUCAUUCACACUGGAGAGAAACCGUAUCAGUGCACACAGUGUGGGAAGAGUUUUAAUCGUCAGAGUCUUCUCAAAAUACACCAGCGCAUUCACACUGGAGAGAAACCGUAUAAGUGCUCACAGUGUGGAAAAAGUUUUAAUCAACAGAGUAAUCUCAAAAUACACCAGCGCAUUCACACUGGAGAGAAACCGUAUUAUUGCUCACAAUGUGGGAGGAGUUUUAAUCAACAGAGUAAUCUCAAAGAACACCAGCGCAUUCACAACGGAGAGAAACCGUAUCAGUGCUCACAGUGUGGGAAGAGUUUUUUUUAUUUAACAACAUUUAAGAAACACAAGUGUGACACAUUCAGUUGUACCGAAUAAAAGAAGGGUUUGAUUUUUACAUUUACAUUUACGUUUUCUGCAUUCAGCAGACGCUCUUAUCCAGAGCGACUUACAGAAGAGCUUCCAUAGUAAACUUUUCAUUUCUCAAGUUUUAGUAA
Trichomycterus rosablanca is the source of this 1037-nucleotide messenger RNA. Its product is annotated as zinc finger protein 239-like. Lineage: Eukaryota; Metazoa; Chordata; Actinopteri; Siluriformes; Trichomycteridae. The record is from RefSeq and is a predicted model, not a curated record. Gene Ontology annotation, biological process: regulation of transcription by RNA polymerase II. Gene Ontology annotation, molecular function: DNA-binding transcription factor activity, RNA polymerase II-specific; RNA polymerase II cis-regulatory region sequence-specific DNA binding. The transcript has a single exon. Gene Ontology annotation, cellular component: nucleus. The annotation marks the transcript as partial.